Petromyzon marinus (sea lamprey) is the source of this 5079-nucleotide messenger RNA. RefSeq names its product caspase recruitment domain family member 11 (gene CARD11). Gene Ontology annotation, cellular component: cytoplasm. Gene Ontology annotation, biological process: regulation of apoptotic process. Gene Ontology annotation, molecular function: CARD domain binding. Lineage: Eukaryota; Metazoa; Chordata; Hyperoartia; Petromyzontiformes; Petromyzontidae. The record is from RefSeq and is a predicted model, not a curated record.
UCACAAUCCCUUUUGUGCGCGUUGUGUCCGCGCUGGAGACGUGUUUUGUUCGCUUUCGUUGUACCUACCAACCUACCCGUUCGUAGGUGUGGGUAGAUGUGAUUGUAUUUCUACUCUUCUGCGUUAUUUUGUUGUUGUUGCUGCUGUGUUAGCCAAGGCAUCAAACCGUAGCCUGGCUUUUACGUGCGUUCGUCCUUUCAACGCACCUGUUUGAAUGUGUUUGUUGCCUUGCUUCGUGUUCAGGCUCGGACACGAACUCCGGUCGCCAGGUGCGCUCUAGGAACGCGUGAACGUCACCGUCGCAUGUCCAGUACAUUUAUUAGGGAUGCUGAAGACUGGCAAUUGCGCAGCUAAGGAACGGAUCGCCGGAAGCGAACCAGCUCAAGGUGGAGGGACCAUGGCGAGCAACGCUAGGGGAGGGAUAUUUGGGGUGCACUUAGGUGGUGGGAUACUUGGCAGGGGAGCGGUGCGAGGACGAAUUCAUCGGGAAACCCUCUCCACUGGCGAGAUGACCGGAAGGACCGCCGCUAGCGGCGUGAAUGUUCGGGAACACAUUUCCGCCGGAGGGGCGGGUGGUCUCGGAAGAGCAGGCGGCACCUUGGGCGGAGGGAUGGAAGGGAUGGUGGAGGAUACGUCCGCGGCGGGGAUGCUGGGCGCCGACUUACGGGAGGAGGAGCUGGAGGCGCACCUGUGGGAUGAGGUGGAGAACCACCGCAUGCGUCUCACGAGUGUCAUCGACCCCGCACGGCUCACGCCGUACCUACGGCAGUGCCGCGUCAUCGACGGGCAGGACGAGGACGAGGUGCUCAACUCGCUGAGUCUCUCCACGCGCUCGCGCCGCGUUGGAGUGUUGCUCGACAUCCUGCGCUCGCGUGGCACGCGUGGCCACGUGGCGUUCCUCGAGAGCCUGGAGCUGCACUAUGCCGAGCUCUACAAGCAGCUCACGGGCAACGAGCCCACGCGCCGCUUCUCCACCAUCAUCGGCGUGGAGGGCCAGGACGGGCUGCUGCACUUCCUCAUGGCCGAGGUGAUGCGCCAGCAGCUGCAGCUCGCCGAGGGCAAGCAGCAGCGUGCCGAGCUGCACGAGCGUGCCUCGCGCCUCGAAACGGAUGGCCGCCGGCUGGCGCUGCAGAACCGCGAGCUGCAGGCCUACAAGGACCGCUUCGGGCGCAUGAAGGAGGAGAGGAACGGCUACAACGACGAGCUCAUCAAGGUGAAGGACGAGAACUACACGCUCGCCAUGAAGUACGCGCAGCUCAGCGAGGAGAAGAACAUGGCCGUCAUCCGCUCGCGCGACCUGCAGCUCGAGAUCGACCAGCUCAAGCACAGCCUGAACAAGGCCGAGGAGGAGUAUGCGCUGGAACGCCGCGCAUCUCUGCGGCUGCAGCACGACAUGGAGGCGAACCCGGGCCGAGAGCGGCUGGUGGAAUUGGAGCGGACGAACCUGGCGCUGAGCACCAAGGUGGCCGAGAUGCAGGUGCUGCUGCAGUCCCGUAGCCAGGGUUCACCGGACUCGGAUCAGGCCAUGCUGGACAUCUUGGAGACAGACCGGCGUGAGGCCCUGGAGGAGCGCCACGACCUGGUGAACAAAAUCUUCUCCCUGCGCGAGGAGAUGCGGCAAGCCGAGGAGCUGCGAGAUAAGUACCUGGAGGAGAAGCAGGACCUGGAGCUGCGCUGCAACACGCUUCUCAAGGACUGCGAGAUGUACAAGCACCGCAUCGGCACCGUGCUGCAGCAGCUGGAGGAGGUGGAGCGGGAGCGCGAUCAGGCGUUCUCCUUGCGGGACGAGUCUCAGCGGCAGUACUCGCAGAGCCUCCUGGACAAGGACAAGUACCGCAAGCAGAUCCGCGAGCUGGAGGAGAAGAACUACGAGCUGCAGAUUGGGCAAGUGCGGAGCGAUGGCGAGGUGCUGCUACUCACGGCGCGGCUGCACAAGGCGACUAACGUCGCCGACUCCACCAGGGACCUCCAAACGCUGCCCGCGCGGCUGAACCCGCACACGAUCGAGCAGUUCUGGCAAGCGAGCGAUGGCAAGAGCGGCAAGAGCACGGAGGAGUCGACGAGCGAGAGCGAUGGCAGCGAGAGCAAAAAAAAGCAUCCCCCAGUCCGGCAAAAGAUUGUCAAGAAGCAGCGAGUCAAGGUUAUAAAGCAACGAACUCUGCCCUCGCAGCUAAACUUCGGCAAGCCGGAGUGUGAGGCCACUGGAACGCCGGGAGAGGAGAACGGAGAUUCGGCCAACAGUGGCGACGAUGACUGCGACGACACACAAGACGCGCACAACAUGUAUUUCUCACGAAUGGCCAACGACGAGCAACGGGACCGCUUCAACAGCGUCAUGUCGACCGAAGUGGAACCGCCGGGCCAGGAGUCCAUCAAGAGUCGUGUGCAGGAGUACAAGAAGAGGCCCAUGCCUAGGAGGAGCUCCACAGUGUCCGAGAACAAUGUGAGGGAGGAGGACGAGGACUCGCUUUGUCUCGGCGGAGUCGACACCGCAGCAGGGGACGCGUGCAGCUAUCCCCACACCCCCCUGAUCCCCCUGAGCCCACUGUGCCGGACCUACGUUGCUAACGGGGAGCGCUCAGGAAGCAGCUCGUGCCGCUCGUCACUCGCCUCCUCGGGCUGCGACUCGCUGCUCGGGAACAUGGAGAGCCUCUUGGCGGAGCUUGACCUUGACAACAGGCCGUUUCGUCCGUCCGCGUUCUCGGUGAGCGUCCCGACCGCGCCGGUCCGGCCGACGCUGCAGGCGAGCUUAAGCGCCGUCUCGCUGCGCGACGACGUCACGGUGAUCGGUGGCAACGAGAGCGGCGUGUUCGUGCGGAGCGUGCGUCCCGGCUCCUCCACGGAGCGCGCCGGCCUCAAGCCCGGCUACCAGCUGCUCGCCCUGGAAGGCAAGGUGAAAGGUGAGGUCCAGAAGGUGUCCCUGGAGAACUCCACCAAGGAGGAGACGCACUGGGCCCUGCAGCACUGCCAGGGGCUCGUGCAGCUCUUCGUGCGCACCAACAUGGACGGCCACCGCAAGCUGCAGGCCCUGCUGGAGGGAGGCACGGUGACGUCGGGCGACUCGUUCUUCGUGCUGGUGAACGCGAGCGUGUGCGGCCUGGCCGAGGGCUGCACGAUGCACGCGGCCUGCGAGGACGUGCUGCACGUCACCGACACGCUGUACGAGGGGCGCGCCGAGUGGCGCUGCUCCCGCGUCGACCCCUACACAAUGCGCGACGGCGAGACCGGCACGCUGCCCAGCUUCCUGCGAGCCCAACAGUUGCUCCUGGCCAAGCUGAAGAGGCUCAUGAAUCGACGCACCAGCUCGGAUGAAACGGACUUGUACGGCGCUCAGGGCAAGAUGAGAAAGGCCUCCCUGCAGUGCAGUUGCAGCCUCCCGAGUGACGUUGGCCCCCGGGCGGUGGACACUGGCCGGCCAGGAGGAAGCGGCCUCCGGGUGGGCGUCAUCGACCACUUCCUCCAGCAGCUGCUGGGCCGAUCGGAGGUGCAGCCGUACAAGCGGCAGUCGAGUGGAGAGCGUAUGCGCCUCAUGGCGGGUACGGCGGGGCCUCUGCGUUGGGCCUGGGAGGCUCCGGCCUCGCUGGACGGCAUUGAGCGCGAGCGGGAGGCCGACUCCAGCGGGCAGGCGGCGCUCAUGCCCUACACGCUGGUGCGGCCGUGUCGCCCUCCGUGCCGUCGCCCGGUGUUGCUGCUGCCCUCGUUCCUGUGUCGCAUCGUCUACCCCAAGUUCACGGGCCCCGAUUUCACCGAGUGUCCCAUGGGUUUUCGUCGUGCGAAGUUGUGCCCUGCCGCUCUCGUUCCUGCCUCCUCGUGUUCCGCGACGCGUGCAGAGGAAGCGCAGAGAGAGGAGCUGGCGGAAAGGCAGCAGAAGGGCGACCUCCUGGGCUGGAGGGAGGAGAAGAACAAUUCGGUGACCGUGUGCAGCGUCCGCGGCGUCGAGGAGGUCAUCGCCACGAACAAGCACUGCCUGCUCGACCUGGGACUGGAGUGCAUCACGAGGCUGCACCACGCCGAGGUGUACCCCAUCAUCGUGCACGUGUGCCUGGGCGACAAGAACAUUCGCAAGAUCAGGAAGCUGUUAGGCAAGCUGGAUCGCUCGGACGAGGAGGUGCUGAGGCAGUGCCGCGCCGAGGAGAAGGCGCUCGAGGCCCUGCCGUGCCUGUACGCGCGCCUCGGCGCCGGGGGACAGCAGAGCUGGGCGAGCGCAGAGGAGCUGGCGCGCGCUGUGCAGGAGCGCGUGGCUGACGAGCAACGCAGGAUCGUGUGGAUCGGCCUCACCGACCCAGUGCCCAACGAGAAGCAGCCCUGAAUACGAGCUUCUCCCCCACCGCCGCUGUCGUUAAGUCGUCUCUCCCCUAACCCCCCCUCCCCCUCCCCACCCCUCCUGCCGGUGGACCCCACGCGCGCGCAGGGGUUGGUCGCUGCGUCGUGUGAACUCGCCGCCUGCGGUUCUGCGGCGAUGCGCGCGUCCCUGUUCCGCCGCACAUCCCAGCCGCGCCAAUGCAGGGCCCUCGCAGGGGGCACGUGGUUUUUCUCACUGCCCGUUUCCCGAGCUGAGGCAGAACCAACCUGUGAAACUCCCGGCCUCGCGAGACGCCUCAGUCUGGCUCGUCAGGGGUGGGCAGAGUUACGCGCGUGACAUUGGCGGGUGCAGGUCUGGUUCCGCAGUUCCUCUCGAGCUGCGCCAGGCUGGCUGGGCAUGGCCCCGGCACAGCUAGGCUCAGUUCCACAGUGGAAAGAGGUAACGGCGUCGCAAUCGCCUCGUCGCGAGAGCCGUUGAUGCAGGGUUGUGGCUGUCGUGGCCAGUGGCCUGGCACCUGGCUCUCUCGAGGAGCUGCAUAGGAGUCGAAUGGAGUUUGCGUAAUGUGAUGGGCACUGCAGGGUAAAUCAUCUGUGCCAGGGUAUGGUUUUGUGAGCCUGGCUUCCCCUAUCAAGUGAAUGGAGCCCUUGUUGGACUGGUAAGGCCCACUGAGCUAUGUAGUUUUCUUUUUUCAGAAGCGACCUGAGGACAAUUGGUAGCUUGACGAAGUGGCUUAUGUGGGAAGGUAUAGCAGCCAAUACUCUAAAUGUGGAGGGAAA